Molecule: messenger RNA, 1016 nt
Organism: Ilyonectria robusta
Lineage: Eukaryota; Fungi; Ascomycota; Sordariomycetes; Hypocreales; Nectriaceae
Exons: 4
Coding region: 84-1016 (310 amino acids)
Molecular function (GO): oxidoreductase activity
Source: RefSeq, a predicted model, not a curated record
AAACACCACCUUCAAGGCCACCUGCACUGAAUAGAUAAUUGAACCGAUACUGUAGUCACCACCCCCAAAGACAAGACUCAACCAUGCCCGCCGAUAAACCUGUUGCCCUCAUUGUCGGCGCCUCUCGUGGCAUUGGCCGUCAAGUCGCCAUCGACCUCGCCAGCAACGGUUACGCCGUCGUCGUCGCAGCCAAGUCCGUCAGCGACCCUUCCAAGCCUGUUGUCCCUUUCCCUCCAAACCCCAACUCGCCAGCCUCCACCAUCACCACCGUCGCCCGUGAGAUCGCUUCCACCGGUGGCGAUGCAACCGCCGUCCAGGUUGACGUCCGCUCCCCAGAGAGCAUCCAGGCUCUCGUCUCGAAGACACUCUCUACAUACGGCCGCAUCGACGUCCUGGUCUACAACUCGGGUGCCAUCUUCUGGGCCUCAGUGCCAUCCACGCCCCUGAAGCGCUUCCAGCUCAUGCAGCGCGUCAACCCAGAGGGCCUCUACGCCACUGUCGAGGCCACCCUCCCUCACAUGCGCCCCAGCGGCCGCAUCAUCGUCGUCAGCCCGCCAAUUUACAGCCGCUUCUUCCGCGGCAAGACGGCCUACGCCAUGGGCAAGGUCGGCAUGAGCGUGCUGACCAAGGGACUCGCCAUGGACUUUGAGCGCGAGGGAAGCAAAGACAUGGCCAUCACGAGCAUUUGGCCUGCCGUGGCUAUUGAAUCUGGCGCCACCGAGCAGUUCACUCGUGCCAACCCAGACGAAGUAAACGACCUUCGCAAAGCCACCAUCUUCUCCGACGCCAUACUCGCCAUUCUAAAAGCGCCCCCUUCGGUUGUCAACGGGGAGCUACUCCUAGACGAGGAUUUCCUUCGGGAUCACGCCGGCGUCACAGACUUCUCCAAGUACAACGUCGUCCCCGGCACAUCCCCACGCCGGAUGCUCCCUCAGAAGCUCCCAGACUUGACUGUAGCGGAGCAGGAUGAUGAAGGAAAACGCUAUGACAGCAGCAAGGACAAGGCCAAACUAUAG